UUUAAUGAAGUAUCCCAAUGUUAGCGACAGUAAAACCUGGAGUGCACCAGUUGAUAUCUCCGGCCGUUUCAUCUGGUAUGAAUCGAUAUGUGACGUUAAGUCAAUUAGGAGAUGGUACCUAUGGAAGUGUAAUGUUGGGACAGCGACUGGACACUGGGGAGAAAGUAGCAAUUAAGAGAAUGAAAAAGAAAUAUCACUCAUGGGAAGAAUGCAUGAAUCUGAGGGAAGUAAAGUCUUUGCAGAAACUUAGUCAUGCUAAUUUGGUGAAAUUAAAAGAAGUCAUCAGGGAAGACAAUACUCUUUAUUUUGUGUUUGAAUAUAUGAAAGAGAAUUUAUAUCAAUUAAUAAAAAGCAGGGAUAAUCCAUUUUCUGAAAAUGUGAUAAAAAAUAUUCUUUUCCAAAUCUUACAAGGUCUAGCUUUUAUGCAUAAACAUGGCUUUUUUCACCGUGAUAUCAAACCAGAAAAUUUGCUGUGUAAAGGGCCUGAGCUCAUAAAGAUUGCAGAUUUUGGUCUUGCUCGGGAGAUCAGAUCUAGACCCCCGUACACAGACUAUGUUUCAACCAGAUGGUAUAGGGCUCCUGAAGUGUUACUAAGGGCAACAAAUUACAAUUCCCCUAUUGAUAUGUGGGCCGUAGGUUGCAUCAUGUCAGAACUGUAUACGUUACAGCCCUUGUUUCCAGGAAGGACUGAAAUUGACCAGGUCUUUAGGAUAUGUUCAAUUUUAGGAACUCCAGAUCAACGAGAUUGGCCUGAUGGCUACAGAUUGGCAGCAGAAAUGAAUUUCAAAUUUCCUCAAUUCAAAGAAAUGCCAAUCAGUUCCAUUGUUAGGAAUGCUGGUCAGGAUGGUUGUACAUUACUGAAAGAUCUCUUGAGGUGGAAUCCUGACAAAAGGCCGACAGCCGUCAUGGCUGCUCGUUACCCUUAUUUUCAAAGUGGUUUUAAACCCAUGGCUCAGACAAACCGUCGUGUUUCUGCCUACAAUCGUCACCUUCCAGAUUCAUAUCAAGAUAUUUCAAAACUGAAACCUUCUGAGGAAAAGUCAGCAUAUAGAAGACGAUGGGGUGGUCAGUUGACGCAUGAAAAUGAGCCGUCAGAUUCUGAAAACAGCAUUGAUAGGGAAAAAAUCAAGCCAACUCAUGAAGUUGCUCGUUUUUCUGCAAAGCAACAAUUUUUGGGGAAGCCAGGAAUCUACAGCAAUCAAAAUUCAAGAAAUGUAAUGUACAAUGAUUCUGCAAGAUUGAAACGAACAGGUCACUUCAAUGCUACUCCUUUCCAACCUUCAACUUUUGAUCGUAGAAACUCCCAGUCAUCUGUCAGUGGAACUCCAGUACAAAAACCCGUCCAAAGUUAUGGUCGAUCUUCCAAUCAGGUUUUUUCAAUACCUGGGAAAAUAGACUGGAGUGCUAAGUAUUUGAAUUGAAAAAGCAGCCACUGCCACUUUCCCGUCCAGCUCCCUUUUGAGACAGUGGGUCUCGAGUCUAGUCAUUUUCUGACUCCAGUGUUUCGAAGAGCUCCGAUAAUUUUUGCUCCAAGAGGAUGAAAAGACAGAAUAUUGAGAACUGUGUCAAUAUCAAAUCUCGUCAUGGUGCUGUGAUGCAAAAAUUCAGGAAUUUUCAUUCAAAAUAUUGCCAAAAGUGAACAAUUGGUUUUAUCUCUCAUAACAAAGAUUUUUUAAUUUGUAUAUAUGUUUGUAGAACAUUUGCUUUUAUUUUUGUGAACAUUUUUUUUUUCUUUUCGGUCUUAAAAAUAUAAAUAGGUAUCUAGCUCAUAAAAUUCCACAAAAAAAAAAAAAAAAAAAAAAAAAAACUUCAAUCUUACUUAUAAAUUCAUUCAAAUGUAAUUUAUCUACACAACUUUUAUAUUGUCUUAUUAUUUAUUUUUUUAUGCAAAAUUAUUUAUUGAUUGACGUAUUGAUGUUAUUAGUAUACCUUAUUUUGACAAUAUAGCAUUAACAAAUUUAUUACUCAAAAAACAUUGUUGAGUAAGGUAUUUUGAAAUCAAAGGCAGCUUGUUAAAAAUUCUGUGUAACAUUUUACUUUAUCUGCAUUAUGUUUGUUAGCUUUUUUUUAAACUCUGAAUAACUGCAGUUUAUCCAUGACCAGGGGCGUGGAGUCUGAGGGUGCUGUUGUGCUCCAGCACCCCCAAUAUAUUUGUGGGUGUGCACAGCAGGCAAAAGAAAAAAGGGACCGAAAUUAAAAAUCUAUUUCCUAAAUAAGGAUGACCUUUAGGCUACAGAUUGGCAGCCACAAAAGUUGCUUGUUUUUUUUUAUUUUCAAUGAGCUUUUUUUUUAUAUUUCAUCCCACCACCAAAGUAAAAAAUCCUAACCUUUCAUGAAAUUUAUUCAAACUUAUUCAUCCCUUAAGUGUUUUUAAUCAUUUAUUUGAUAUACUGUCAGCCCCGCUUAAUCGGGUAACGGAUAAACGAAUACCCCGCUUAUACAAAUGAAACCUCCCAGAACCGAAUAUUUUCCCCUAGACGCAAUGUUAAAGAUCCCUGUUUAAUCAAAUAAUUUCCUCGGAUAAUCAAAUAAUAUUUAUCAGCUUUUGUAAAUAUUUUUGUUGAGAAAAAUUUUAAAUAAAUUAGAGAGAAAUUAAAGUAAAAACAAUUAUUGACGUGAAAAUAUAAAGUGAUAUUUAUUGCUGACAACGGGCGAGAAAAACAGCAUUCAUAUUCCAUCAAAAUGUUUCCACUAUUCUAUCAAUUUUCUUUUGUCUUUGUCAUUACAAAAAAAAAAAAAAAAAAAAAAAAUAGUGCAGUCAAUAAUUAAAUUAAAUAGCACAAAUAAAUAUUCUCAUUUUAGAUGAUGAUAAAUAUUAAAUGUAAGAUACGGUAGACGAGGAGGGGAAAAAGGGAGUCAGAAAAGUGUUCCCAAAAGACUUAGAGCAAGCAAUCCCCUAUUAUGGAAUUAAAAAAAAAAUAACUUACUGAAAAAAGGUGCCAAAACAAAGAUUUAAAACCUCAAGUUGUAAAUGACAUUUUAUAAUUUUCAUACGUACUUGUAAUACAAAAACAAACUAUUGAAAUAUUUUGUUGUUUAUUUAGCUUAUUUCAAAAACGUUUUAGCAAUAACAUAUUUCCUUUACAUAGCUAUUGAUCUAUUAUUAUUAUUAUGUUUCAAGACAAAUGUUGUCAAUUUAGAAAGGUAAAUAAAAUUUUCCCCGAUAGACGAUAUUCGAUUAAGUCGUGCUGACAGUAUUUAAAUUUUAUGUAUUUUUUCUGAACAAAUGAAAAUGUUUGAAGGCUACUUCAAAAAAAAAAAAAAAAAAAAAAACUUAUUUUAAACACCCGUUUUAUAAAAGCAUUCCGAAAUUUCCAAGAAGUGUUUAUUCUCACGCCCUAUUAUUCUUCUUCACUUGUUAAAUUUCUAAAUUAUUUGAUGGGUGUAAUUCAUUGCUCUUUACAGUCAUGAUAUUUGCAAGCAAGACAAAACGAUAAGACAUGAAUCAUAAUUUUUUCAAGAAAAAAAAAUAUAUAUUUCAGUUUUUAUUAAACUUUUUCUUCUACCGCUCAAUUGAGCAGACUUUUCUGUUGGUUUACAUUAUUUAUGUCAAUAGGAAGGGGAAAGAAGUGUACUCAAAAUAAAAUAUAAAGAAUCUUGGAUGAAAUCCAUUUAUGCAACACGUACUGUGUAUUAAAAUAAAGAACAAAUGACAAAAACUCAAACACACUCGAUUAAGUGUUUUGUAGACGUAUUAUGAUUCUGUUAUGCAGUAUGAGGUGUACAAAUACCUAAUUCGAUGUUGAUUCUGCAAGUAUUCAACAAAUGUCUUUUUUCACCUUGCAAAAAUAUUAACCUUAGUACUUAAUAUUUCAAUUUCUCUCAUAAUUUAAAAAUAUCAGUACAAAUUUGAUUUUUUAAAAAUAUUUAGUUUGGUCUCACUAAAUUGUGUUUCUAUAACUUAUGACUCACUAAUAUUUUCUCAGGUAAAAUACUGUUUUAACAUUUAUGUUAAUUUUUUCUACUAGUGGAAUUAUACCGUGAUCAAAACUGAAAGUAAAAAUUGAUAUUUUCCAUCAAGUAUUUCUCUUUAAAAAACUAAAGCACAUUUUCUUAAAAGUUACAUUCUAAAAUUUGCCUUACUUAUCCCCCCUACUCCCCUGAACUCUUUUUGAGCACCCCCACUGACUUUCAAACCCGGCACCACUGUCUAUGACUAAGCUUGGUGUAUUAGUGAAAGGUCCGUAGUUGAAAAUAAGUAGUUUUUUU
Messenger RNA from Uloborus diversus, 4209 nucleotides. RefSeq names its product serine/threonine-protein kinase ICK-like. Gene Ontology annotation, cellular component: cytoplasm; nucleus; cilium. Gene Ontology annotation, biological process: intraciliary transport; intracellular signal transduction; cilium assembly. Gene Ontology annotation, molecular function: protein serine/threonine kinase activity; ATP binding. Lineage: Eukaryota; Metazoa; Arthropoda; Arachnida; Araneae; Uloboridae. The record is from RefSeq and is a predicted model, not a curated record.